CACUCGCCCUCGCUGAGACUCAAUGGCGAAAAUCCGGGUCUCGUAUGAGUACUCCGAGGCGGAAGACAAAAGCAUUCGGCUCGGGCUUUUCCUCAUCGUGUGCGGCAUCCUGUCCCUGUUCAUCCUCUGCUUUUGUUGGCUCAGCCCCACCCUGCAAAGCAUGCAGAGCAAGCCGGCCAACUGCACGGUGAUCUCCGUCAGGCGCCUGGAGGAGUCCUUCGAGUGCGUUUUCACGUGUGGAACCGAUUGCAAGGGAACGUCGCAGUACCCCUGCCUCCAGAUAUUCGUGAAUAACUCCGAGUCCAAUUCUGUGGCUCUCCUCCACUUCGACGAGCAACAGCUGCUGCUGAACCCGAAGUGCUCUUACGUGCCUAAGUGUGAGCGCGACAACCAGAAGAUGAAGGACGACGUGCUGAAGCUGCAGACCUACUGGAUAGAGGAGGGCAGCAACCAGUCAUUCAUAUGCUACUUCAACCCACAGAGGCGGCCAGAUGACGUGCUGUGGCGCCGGACGCAUGAUGCCAGCGUGCUUCUGCACUGCGUGCUGUGGCCAAUGAUGAGCCUGCUGGUGGGCACGCUCAUCGUGCUCCUGACCGUGUGUGCCCGGAGCCUGGCCGUACGCGCGGAGGCCAUCCAGAAGCGGAAGUUCUCCUAA
Molecule: messenger RNA, 655 nt
Organism: Engraulis encrasicolus (European anchovy)
Lineage: Eukaryota; Metazoa; Chordata; Actinopteri; Clupeiformes; Engraulidae
Product: calcium-activated potassium channel subunit beta-4-like
Exons: 3
Coding region: 23-655 (210 amino acids)
Biological process (GO): potassium ion transport; detection of calcium ion
Cellular component (GO): voltage-gated potassium channel complex; membrane
Molecular function (GO): potassium channel regulator activity; calcium-activated potassium channel activity
Source: RefSeq, a predicted model, not a curated record